Messenger RNA from Teleopsis dalmanni, 1645 nucleotides. Its product is annotated as polyadenylate-binding protein RBP45B-like. Gene Ontology annotation, molecular function: mRNA binding. The record is from RefSeq and is a predicted model, not a curated record. Gene Ontology annotation, cellular component: cytosol. The transcript is spliced from 3 exons. Bases 33 to 1616 code for a protein of 527 amino acids. Gene Ontology annotation, biological process: mRNA splice site recognition. Lineage: Eukaryota; Metazoa; Arthropoda; Insecta; Diptera; Diopsidae.
AUAAUAUAUAAUUUAAAUAUUAUAUAUAAAAAAUGGAUUUUUCAUAUGAAAAAUGCCACUUAUGGAUGGGUGAGUUGCUUCCUCAUAUGGAUGACAACUAUUUGUACAAACUGUUUCUUGGACUAGGAAAACCCUUAGCUGGUCUUCGUAUAAUGAGAAAUAAUUUAACUAACGAUCCCAUGCAUGGCUUUUUGCAAUUCAAAUCCGUUAAAGACGCUCUAGACAUUCUAUAUACCCAUGAUAACAAGCCAAUUCCUAAUGAGCAGCCUGAUGUGUUGUUUUAUUUAGAUGUGGCAAACGAAAGCAUGAAGGAUACGCGUCCUUAUUUUGGCGUUUGGGUUGGCAAUUUAUUGCAUACAACUAAAACAGCUGAUAUUAAAAAGGCCUUUACAGAAAACGGUUUUCCUCCCAUUCGCGUAAUGAUCUCAAAGGAUCGAUUGGGUAUGUCAAAAGGUUAUGCAUUCAUACAGCUGAGCAGCGAAUGGGAACAGAAGACCGCUAUAUUCAAUAUGAAUAAUUACAUGGGUUUAGGCGGUUCUGCACCUUUGUUAGUUCGUGAUGCAAAAAAGAAAAAUGGUCAGCAAUAUAAUUCAGACGAUUGUUUUUCAAUAAAAAUAUUUUUUCUGAAAAUAAGAGAAUCUGAAAAAGAAAUUAAUGAAUAUUUCGAAUCUAAUUUUCCAUCUUUCCGCUUCAUAUCCUCACCGCGCUUUCCAAAUAAAAAGUCAAAGGGUUAUAGUAUUGUAAAAUUUGGAAGCGAAGAGGAUCAACUGAAAGCAAUCAAAAUGUUGAAUGGGCAGCAGAUUUUUAGUGGAGAUCAAUAUUUAAAGGUGCAGAACCUGUCAUUACAAUUUAAUGAUAAAUUCGAAAGAAAUCAUUUUGGAGGUAAUCACUUCAAGAGAUUUGGUUAUGAACUGAAAAAUGAUUCAUAUGAAGGUAGAUACUCAUCACUAGGUGGUGGCCUUUCUGAAAUUGAUAUGGAUAAUUUGGAUUUUGACUAUUUUGAUGAUAAUUUAUAUAUGGAAGUAAAAAACGAGUUAGCUAAACGCAGAACUGUAACAGAAGAUGAAAUUAUUUUAGAUGAGGGGGAAAAGAAACCUGAACAGCUUAUUAAUAGCUUUGAUGUGGAAAUGAAAAAAGGUGCAAUUAAGGGUGAAGCAGCUUUUUCAAAAGAAGAGCAACAGAAGAUGGAUAUUGGUUGUGAAGAAACUAUAAAGAAUGGAUUCAAUUCAAAGAAUGGAUACAAUACCAAAUAUGAUAUUGAAAAUAAAUUGCCUGGGAAAUAUGAUGAGACCAGCUUUUCUGAUUCCUUAAAAAAUAGUGAUACAAAAUCACUUAAAAAAGUCGGUUCUUUUGAUAUUAUUAAGAAGAACAUUAAUCGCUUUGUACCUGAAAACAUUAUUUUGGAUAAUUUAACAAAUUCCUUUGAUGUAGAUUCCUUAGAUUUAGAAACUAAAGCAUUUUUAUUAGGAAAACCUAAAGUCGAUUCAGUGGCCAUGGAACUUAAAGAUGCAGAUGGAACUGAAGUCGUUGAUAUCAGCAUCGUUUCAAAGUUUUUUAGUUUACUAAAUGCAAUCCAAAUAUUUCUUUGGAAUAUAUUCUUUACUACUUGGAAUUAAUCCAUUACAUUAUUAAUACAAAUCAUUAA